Messenger RNA from Raphanus sativus (radish), 3731 nucleotides. Its product is annotated as meiosis-specific protein ASY2-like. NCBI's taxonomy places the organism in Eukaryota, Viridiplantae, Streptophyta, Magnoliopsida, Brassicales, Brassicaceae. The transcript is spliced from 3 exons. The coding region runs from base 1 to 2901 and encodes 966 amino acids. The record is from RefSeq and is a predicted model, not a curated record.
AUGACCGCGAGUACCGUCGAUCCCGUCAGCGAUCUAGAGAGGGUCCGAGGAUCUGAAGAUAGUGCAGAGGCAACUCAUCGCGAGGCGAUGAUGGAUACCGAGAACACGACCCGAGAGCAGCGUAUGCUCGUCUCGGAGGCGAUGGUUCGGGCUCGUGAGGAUGAUGAUGGGGGCAAUGGCUCUCCUGAUGACGGGAUGACUCCCUAUUGCUUCUAUCCGGGAAAUAUUUUCGAGGAGCAGCGCAGGCUUGACCCGACACGAGCUCGUCCCUCUGUAGUUGAAGGGCAGGAUUGGGGAAACGUUUUACCGACGCGGUCUACGUUUGGGUCGGUGAGAAGGCUGCUGAAGAGGAGCAAGGCGAUUGGGGUUACGUUCAUAAUCCCGUCAAAGGACCAACGACCGUGGUCUCCCCCAAAGGGAUAUCAGUGCGUAUAUGAGUCGUACUUCGAGAAUGAUACGAAGUUAUGGUUUCCGAUACCUCGACUCGUCACCGCCUACACGAUGCGCCGAGGAGUUGCUCUGAGCCAGUUCUUAAAUGGCGCUUGGCGCCUAGCAGUUGCGCUGAUGGUGAUUGGGGCAGAAGCCGGUGCCGCUCUCAGUGUCCGAGCAUUCGAGGAACUGGUUUCGGUGAAGAUCAAUCAGGGCCUGUUGUCGCUAAAGAUACGUCCCAACUACAAUGUGGUAACGGGCUAUCCGUCCAAGACGAACGAGUGGCAGCGAUCGUACUUUUACGUCAAGUCCGAUCGCUCGGCUUUCGAGGAGCCGCUGAAGACCGGUUACCGUGUUCUUUGGAACAAUGAAUUUGUCCCUCACUCGAAUACCGCGGAGUACGAGGAAGAUUUUUUGGAGAGUGCUCGGAUCGUCGCGUCUCAAAGGCAAGAUCUUUGGGAGAACUUCUCGUACGGGAGGAUUCGCAGGUCGGCUGAUCGGAUUAGACUACAGGUUUGGCGUUCGGAUACUGUUCCGAUUAUCACCAAGAAAUCGAAAAGAAUCAACCUGUUCAACAAGGCCGAGCAGACGGAGAUCAAUCGGGCCAGAGUUAUGAGGGAAUUGCCGGAUCUGAGCUUGGUGGUUGGGAAGCAACUUGGGUUUGUGGAGCCGGACCAAAACUCCAACGCAAACUCACCUAAUCUCGAGGAACCUAAUGCGACUGAGUCAGAUGAGGCUCAGCUCGUGAGGAAAACGGGGAACAAGAGAAAAGAGAGGGAAGGCGCUUCUUCCGAGGGGAAACAGACCGAGGAGACUUCCACCGGUGGGGGUGCCAGGUCGGAGAAGAAAAGGGCGCGAAAGGAUUUCGCAGAGGCUCGACCUUCUUCUGUGGAGGAAGGGGAGCUCCAAGCCUUGGAGCCUAGUAACGGCUCUCGAGACGACGCUCUCCCGAAUCCAUCUCCCGGUGGCGGUCAAGCGGGUGAGCAUCAAGAGACUUCUUCUAAAGUGAAGAAGAAGUCGAAAAAGAACAAAAAGAAGAAUAACGGCGGAUCCUCGGGGCAGGAGGGGGCGCCCGAGAAGGAGACCGUGGGAGCCCCGACUGCUGCCGUUUCUCUCCCAAAGGCGGCGGUUCGCGAAGAUGCCGGGGGAUCAAGCAGGUCCGCUCCGAAGGCUCAGGAGAAGGACGUUGUGCCGAAGGACCUUCAGGGGUUUUGUCCGGACAAGGUCGACUUUAUCUUUAAGCGGGAUACUCCUCUUGUUUGCAACGAGAGGGACUGUGCUCGCUUUGUCCGCCAAGUCCGGGGGAGCAGAAAGCAUCUCCCACUCGUCAAGGAUCUCGUCUUCCAAGACGAUUACACCGCCGCCGCCGGUUCUUCGGUUAAGGUAAGGAUAGUUUUUGCGUUUCGUCCGUUCCUCGUCUUUUUCCUAACUUGGUUGUCUCACUCUCUCUUUGAUGUGCUGCAGAGCCAAGGGGAUUGGAAUGAAGUCGUCCGUAAGUACGACGAGGAGCUGAAGAGGACCUAUGGUGUGAUCGAUAGGCAGCGACACAACACCAGGGAAGCGACGCAAGCCCUAGAGGUCAUGCUUCGCAAGAAAAACGAUGCGGUCAUCCGGGAAGAGGCCAUGAGGGAUGAGCUCCUCCAGAAGGAGACGGCUAUGAACAAGGAGCUGAAGCGAGCCCGGGAGUUGGUUAAGACACUCGAGAAAGAGAAAGCCAAGUUGGCAGACGAGAAGAAGAUCCUCGAGGAAGAGAGGGCUGCCGCUGCCAUAGCGCAUUCCAAGGAGAUGGAUCGUCUCCGAGAGUCGCGCCGCUAUGAGGUUACUCACGAGCGGAUCCGAGUGAUGGCUGUGAUGCACGGAAAGGCUGCUGCUCGCUUCCAGAGGAUUCGAGAGCGGGAGACUCGUCGCGACAGUUUUGAGGAUGCGAGGUGUAUGCUCGGACAGGCUCGCGGAAUGAGACGUUGUCUUGAAGGGAUGAAGGCAACAGGUAAAAGCAUCUCUCAAGGAGAUAUCGAUACCUAUGCCGAGCAAGAGAAAUAUUACGACGCGGAGGUGAAGCGUUUGGUCGUAGACGAUCUUGCUGAGAAGGACCUCUCUUUGUCCCCUCUUGUGCUCGAGUCGAGGUUCGUCAUCCAAGAGAUAUUGGAUAAAGUCGACAAGUACGGGUCGAACAUGGACUUGCUCGACUCUGAGGCUGCCAGGGCUCUUCGCACUCCACUCAGGGGACCAGAGGAUCAAUCCGAAGGACCGUCGAAGAGCCUUCUCGAAACCGUCCAGUCGCCAGCUCACCCUGACGCCAUCCUUCCGGAAAAUGCUCCGGUGGUCGAAGAAACGACCAAGCCAGCUUCCGAGGUUCCGAUCUCCGAUACGCCGAUCAAGACGGUGGAUAUCACCGAUUCGCCGUCGCUUGAAGUGUCAGGCUCUGGCGUGAGCGGGGAGCGCUCCGAGGAAGAUCCCCUUGUCUCGGGAUGACUUUAAAUGUUUGUUGUAUCCGUUUUUCGGCCUUUCGGCCUUGUUCGUCUAAAACUUAUUUCCUUUUCUCGGCUAAGGCCUUUGUUGUAUGGAUUUGGUGCCUUCGGUUUUAUUUUUAGGCAAAUGUUUCCUCAUAUAUUUCCGUAAAUCGCUUAAUUUAGAAAUAUAUAAAUCAUCCACUUGUCUAUAACCGAGAAAUGGAAUAAUCCGGAUGGUUGCUCGCAUUUGCCAGCGAGUUCCCUCCUUUUCAGAUAGAAACAGAAAUUAGAGAUGGUUGUUCGUUCGUAUUUUUACUUAUCCAACGAAGCUUUUACAAGUCUAACGUCCAAGUAAAUACAAAGAAACUCUAAUCGUUCUACUGAAUUACCGAGGAAAAGGUUUCAAGACGCAGUGCAGUGAUCGAGAGAACUAUUGGUCGGCCAAACCGUCGUCCUUCGAUCAGACUUGGUCUGAAAUUUCCAUUGGAUAGCCGGUCAAUGCACGACGCACAGGUGACGCAAGGCUGUUAUUCCCUUCGGCUGAUACCCGAUCAAGGCUCAGCCGAUUUAGCUGGGCGAGUGCUCGUGCUCCGCUUGAUAAAGGGGCUGGCAUCGUUUGUUCGGGGAAAGGUGACUGUUGGUCAUUCUAAAAAAAAGUUUGGACUUUGUUUUGGUUGGGGCUGGACCCUGUGAAGGGAUGCCUACGUACCUCGGAUGAGGAUCAAGCCUUUCGUAGUUCGUUUGACCGAGUGAAAGUGGCUGUAGUAGCGCAUUCACUCGGACGAGUAGAAGUGACGGUUAGGUGCAUCUACUCGGUUUUUUUUUUUUUUUUUUUUUUUUUUUUUUUUUUUU